Messenger RNA from Camelina sativa (false flax), 831 nucleotides. Lineage: Eukaryota; Viridiplantae; Streptophyta; Magnoliopsida; Brassicales; Brassicaceae. The record is from RefSeq and is a predicted model, not a curated record.
AUGUCGUCGGAGGAAGAUGAGAGUACAAGGAUCUCUAUCGAACCGGAGAAGCAAUCACUUCUUGAUCAUCACACCGAGAAUCACUUCACCGCCCGAGAAAUCGUCCGUGACAUCAUCAUCGGUGUCUCCGAUGGUUUAACCGUUCCUUUUGCACUCGCCGCCGGUCUCUCUGGUGCCAAUGCUUCUUCUUCUAUCGUCCUUACUGCCGGAGUCGCCGAAGUCGCUGCCGGCGCUAUUUCCAUGGGACUCGAGAGAGAGAAAGAGAGAAUCGAUUCAGCAAUGUCGUCGGAGGAAGAUGAGAGUACAAGGAUCUCUAUCGAACCGGAGAAGCAAUCACUUCUUGAUCAUCACACCGAGAAUCACUUCACCGCCCGAGAAAUCGUCCGUGACAUCAUCAUCGGUGUCUCCGAUGGUUUAACCGUUCCUUUUGCACUCGCCGCCGGUCUCUCUGGUGCCAAUGCUUCUUCUUCUAUCGUCCUUACUGCCGGAGUCGCCGAAGUCGCUGCCGGCGCUAUUUCCAUGGGACUCGGCGGGUUUGAACUGGGAUUGGAGAAACCUGAUCCGAAAAGAGCGUUACAAAGCGCGUUCACGAUUGCAAUCGCUUAUGUUCUUGGCGGUUUUAUACCGCUACUUCCCUACAUGUUCAUACCGCAAGCCAUGGAAGCGGUAGUGGCGUCUGUGAUCAUAACUCUGUUCGCUCUCUUCGUAUUUGGCUAUGCAAAAGGGCACUUCACCGGCAGCAAACCGCUAAGGAGUGCGUUUGAAACCGCCUUCAUAGGAGCAAUUGCCUCAGCGGCUGCUUUUGGUAUGGCUAAAGCGGUGCAACAUUAG